AUGCAGGAAGAGAGCGCAAAUGAUAUGGAAUGUGAACAGCUGCCAGCAGAGAUACUGCGACAAGUGACCAUUCACCGAGACCCUAUAUAUGGCUUUGGCUUCGUGGCUGGCAGUGAGAAGCCUGUGGUGGUCCGAUCUGUGAGGCCAGGAGGCCCCUCUGAGGACAAGCUCCUGGCUGGUGACCAGAUUGUGGCUAUUAAUGAGGAGGACGUGAGUGAAGCCCCCAGGGAGAGGUUCAUAGAACUCAUCAGGAGCGCUAAGGAAUUCAUCGUUCUUACAGUUCUGCACACUCAUCAGUCCCCCAAAUCUGCCUUCAUCAGUGCUGCGAAGAAGGCCAAGCUGAGGUCCAAUCCUGCGAAGGUUCGAUUUUCUGAGCAGGUGGCAGUUAAAGAAACAAAUGCAAAAAUGAUGAAGAAGGAAGCUCUCCUCCUCAUCCCCAACGUCCUGAAGGUUUUCUUAGAAAAUGGGCAGAUUAAGUCAUUCACGUUUGAUGGCCGGACCACUGUAAAGGAUGUGAUGGUGACAUUACAGGACCGUCUUUCCCUGAGGUACAUUGAGCAUUUUGCUCUUGUCCUUGAGUACGCUGGGCCAGAACAGAAUCACAAGUUUCUGCUUCUCCAGGACAAGCAGCCCCUGGCUUAUGUGGUGCAGCGGACACACUAUCAUGGAAUGAAAUGCCUCUUCCGAAUAAGCUUCUUUCCCAAAGACCCUGUGGAGCUCCUGCGUCGGGAUCCUGCUGCUUUUGAGUACCUAUACAUCCAGAGUCGGAACGAUGUUAUCCGAGAACGCUUUGGAAUGGAGCCCAAACCAGAAAUGCUUUUGGGACUUGCUGCCCUCCACAUCUAUAUCACUGUCUCAGCCACUCGACCUAGUCAGAAGAUCUCACUCAAGAAUGUGGAGAAGGAGUGGGGCCUGGAACCCUUUCUUCCCCCCUCCCUCCUGCAGGGCAUCAAAGAGAAGAACUUCCGGAAAUCUCUCUCUCAGCAACUGAAGGCUCACCAAACACAUCCUUCCUGUGGCACCAAGGGCUCUGCAAUUCAGGCAAAGCUCCAGUAUCUUCGAAUUCUGAAUGAACUUCCGACCUUCACUGGCGUUUUGUUCAACACUGUGGGCCUGGACGAGAAGCAGUCGGCCACCACUCUCUUGGUGGGACCCCGUCACGGCAUCAGCCAUGUUAUUGACCUCAAAACCAACCUCACCACUGUGCUGUCCGAGUUCAGCAAGAUCAGCAAGAUCCAGCUGUUCCGGGAGAACCAGGGCGUGGCCCGGGUGGAGACCAGCAUCAUGGAUGCCAAGCCUCUGGUGCUGUUGAUGGAGUGGCCAGAAGCCACCAACUUUGCCUGCCUGAUUGCAGGGUAUUGCCGCCUCUUGCUGGAUUCCAGGAAGAUGAUCUUUUCCAGGCCUGCCAACCAGCCUCUUCCACCUCCAAUGAUCAAGGCAGAUUACAUGCACAGCGCCCACCGCCCUGUCACUGGGGGCCACCUGGGGAAAAAGGAGAGUAGUUAUGUGGGCAGCGUGGGCCCCAGCCCCAGGAAGUCGAGCCGCUGCACGCCCCCGCCUGCCGACUCUGAGCUUGUCAGCUUCUGCUACCUCCACAUGCGGGAACAAAGGAAGGAGCAGGAAAGCCGGACGGAUGUCAAUGAGAACCUAAUCUUCUUUGAGGAGAGCAGGCCCCGGACCAAGUCUGACCCCACAUCCAAAAGCUCUGGCCAAGGUUACGAUGUAGUCCCCGAUGACUUUGAUGCAGCCAGCCUGGACCAUGAGCCUUGUGCCAGCAGGGCCCGGUCCUACACCUUGGACAAUUCCCUUGGGGCAGAAGCCCUGAAUUUCUACUGUGACUCUUGCAAAGCCAAACUGCAGGAACAACUGGGCCCACGCAAAGGCGGAAGGCCUGGCUCCUCUCGUGACAAUAUAGUAGAUCUGAUGUCCCUCCCACCGCCAGGGAGUGAGGAGGAGGAGGAGGAAGAAGAUGAGACAACUUCUUUGUUGCCUGCCAUUGCUGCCCCACCCCCUGGCUUCCGAGACAACAGCUCUGAUGAGGAUGACCCCAAGCGCCGGGCUGUCCAGAGCCAGGAGCAAGGACGCCACCUGCGUGGGCUCCUGUAUGAUGAGAUUCCAGUGACACUAAUUGACAGCGUGCAGACCCGGACAGUCCGAGAUCAUGCUCAGGAGCUAGAUGAUGCCCUGGUGUCCACUCUGCAGGCUUUGGAAGCCCUGGCUGCAUCAGAGGACGGACCACACCCCCAACCCCCACAGACUGCAGGUCUGAUUGUGCUGGCCACAAUCACUCCCGAAUCAUCACUGGACUCGGGCCAUGAGACCAACUCUUCUGAGCUCACAGACAUGUCAGAGAUGAUGUCGGCCAUGAAGCAACACCAGAACACCACCUACUUCCUGGCCCAGCACCUCAACAAGGACAGCCUCCUUGCCCGCAAGGACCUGCCCUUCCGGAUCCAGAGCUGUGCAGCCCAGGCCGUUCUUACGGCCCCUUAUUCUCUUGGGCGCCCGGAUCCCAACUCAUCUCUCCAGCCAGUUAUCACAGGCCAGAGUCCUGGUCCCCCUGGCGCUCGAAGGAAGCUGCCCCAGUCAGAAAACCAGGCACAGGGAGAGCGCACAUAUUCCUUGGCAGUGCACCCAGCACUGUCCUCCCAGCUUAGUGAGCAGAAGAAUCUGAGCCUGCUGUCCCCAGUUCCUGAGGACAAAGGGCCUAGCCACACUAGGGCAGGCCUAGAGAUGUCACUGAGGGCGGCCACACCAUCUCUCAGUGAAGAGCAGGUCUCUGAUCUGAGGGAGAACCUGCCUAAGGAGGUCAGGUUGAGCCCCAAGCUUAUCCUGGACCCAAAGGGCAAUGUGACCCCAGCCAUCAUCUCAGCUGCCCUACAGCAGGUGGUUCACAGUAAGAGUCUAGCCACCCCUGGUGGGGCUUUGGGAAACCCCCCCAGCAGAGGGGAGAGAAGGCUGGAGGCCAGCAUGGGGAGGCCAGAGGUUAGCAUGAUGAGUGGCAGUGCCAAUAAGAACCUAAAGUUCAAAAUGAGCCCUGGUGCUCCAGAAAUCUCACAGAAUUCCCAGCAACAGCUCUGCCCAGAGGUUUCUUCCAGCCCCCGAGCACCCACAGGCAGCCGGGCUGACAGCCUGCACCUCUCCUCACAAGAGGACAGGCUGCCUGUUCAAAAUUUUCCUCCCAAAAGCUAUCAUUUGCGAGCGAGUCGAGAGUCAGUGGGCAAGCAAGCUACAGGGGAGGUGACAGGCAAAGGUGGACCCGAGGGUGCUAAGCCUGCCCUGCACAAGCAGGGCGCUGUCUCCAGCCAGGGGGAGAAGGGGCAGCUGGAGACCACACCCAAAAGCAGCAAGCUUGAGGACACAAGCCUGGUCCCCCGAGUUAGCUAUCCCAUGGCUCUGCAGAGCCCCAGCUGCCAACAGCGAAGCCACAGCCCCAGCAGCCAGUCCCGAGGCCAGAGCCCCAGCUGCCAGCCUCGUGGCCAGAGCCCCAGCUGCCAGCCUCGUGGCCAGAGCCCCAGCUGCCAGCCUCGUGGCCAGAGCCCCAGCUGCCAGCUUCGAGGCCAGAGCCCACUGAGGCCUCAGACCGUCAGCCGGCAGGUGAGCACCAUGCCCUCCAGGAAGCUUGAAACCACUCUGAAUGGAGCUCACUCAGUCUCAGAAGGCCCUGCAAAGCCCAAGUCCUCCCGAGGUCCUUUCCGGCUUCGCAAUUUAUUCUCUGCCACCUUCCCAACCCGCCAGAAGAAGGAGACAGAUGAGCGGCAGGCCCAGCUGCAGAAGGUAAAGCAGUAUGAGCUGGAGUUCCUCGAGGAACUUCUAAAGCCACCAAGCCAGGGGGACCUGCCGGGCACCGAGUACUUGCAGCCUCCAGCACCUGGCCGCUGCAGCUGCCAGCUCCGUAGCAGCCCUGUUCAGCAGGGGCCUGGCAUGUCCCGUGAGCAGAGGCGCAGCUGUGACUGCAAGCGCAUCUGCCGCGGGGGCCGGCCCCAAGCAGCCCAGACGCCGGUGCCCAGCCUCCCAGGGAGGGAGAGGGACAGGGUCCUCCCUACCCAGAGGCAGCCAGAGGCCGGCCCAGGCUUGAGCCUUAGCAGCCCCAGCAAUGUCCAGCGCAUCCGUUCCACCAGCCUGGAGUCCCGAGAAUGCCGAUCAGAUCCUGAGAGUGGUGUCUCAUGCCUGACCACGUGUGCCUCGGGGGGCGAGUGCCUGGGUGCUCCCAACUACAGGAAACUGAUGCGCCGCUACAGUAUCAGUGAGCUGGACCAGGGUGACCGGUCCUCGAUGACCCUGGAUGUCUACCCACACCCACCCCUGGGCAUGCUGCCUAGGGAGGCUAAGGAGGUAGAGGCAGGCCUCCCCCUGGCCUUGGGUCCCAAAAGCAAGUCUCUGGAGUCACCAACCCUAGGAGAGCCCUCCUAUGUCCAGGUUACCCCUGAGACCAAAGGCCCCAGACAGAUGGCCGUGUUCUCACUGCCCGAAGAGGUAUACCGGAAGCCUGCUGAGCUGGACGAGGACAGUGAGAGCGGCAAGUGCUGCUCCAUUCGCUACUGCUUCUACUACCGCAAGUGUGACAUAGCGGAUGACACCAGUGAUGGCAAGGACGAGCUCUCCUACUCCAUCCCCAUGAAGAUUCUGCCUGGCAUGAAGCUGGACGAGCAGGUGGUGCCUGUGGUGAGCAGGACCCUGCAGGUGCUGGAUGCUGCCACCUGCAGCAGCAGCAACCCCGAGGCCUCUCGCACUCAGGAGAUUGACCUUCGGGUGUCCACCUUCGAGGGCAGCCUGGCCAAGAUCAAUGCCCUGCGGGCCCAUGCCUAUGGCCUCCCUGAUGGCUUCCUGGCUGCCCGGCUGGACACUAACGAGCUACUGACAGUCCUGCGGCAGUGUGUGGCCAGCCCUGAGGCGCGUGCCCCCAAGCCCUAUGUCUCUCAGAUCUCUGAGUACAAACUCGAGCUAGCUCUUAAGUUCAAGGAGCUCCGGGCCUCCUGCCGCCGUGUGGCCAAUGUGGACAAGAGCCCGACUCACAUGCUGGCAGCCAUCACGGGCAGCUUCCAGGUGCUGAGCAGCCUCAUUGAGACUUUCGUGCGGCUGGUGUUCAUCGUGCGCUCGGAGGCCCAGCGCCAAGAGCUGCUGGCCAAGGUAGAAGAGGUGGUGAGGAACUACACCUUCCUGCUGCGCGCCGCUGAGGAGUCCACAGCCCGGAACCUUAACCAGCAGCAGCAGCAGCAACAGCAGCAACAGCAGCAGCAACAGCAGCAGCAGGUGGCAGCAGCUACGGGGGCAGCCAUGGGGCACCCACCAGGCUCCCCAACUUCAGCGACUGUUAUGAGCACAUUCACCCGCUCCUUAAAAACCUUUAUUAAGUAG
Molecule: messenger RNA, 5358 nt
Organism: Otolemur garnettii (small-eared galago)
Lineage: Eukaryota; Metazoa; Chordata; Mammalia; Primates; Galagidae
Gene: FRMPD3
Product: FERM and PDZ domain containing 3
Exons: 14
Coding region: 1-5358 (1785 amino acids)
Cellular component (GO): cytoskeleton
Molecular function (GO): protein binding
Source: RefSeq, a predicted model, not a curated record